AGAGCACGGAGCUGCACAUUCCUCUGAAGGUGCGGUGUGGACUUUCCCGGGCGGCAGGUUGUUUCGAGUGGGCUGAAAGAGAUUUGAGAAAGUAGUUUUAACUCCGUAUCAGCGGGCUAAACAAUGACGCUGUCUGUGCGCUUCAGCAACAGUAGCUGCUAGCUGUUAGCCGCAGGUGGACCGGGGGACGCGGUGGAGAAAUGGAGCGCACCGAGAAAUCAGAGACUGUACCUGCUCGUUUUCAGGGAGUGUGACGGUCUGAUUUGCAGGGUUUCUGUGGGCCAUGGCGGGCUGCUGGCCGUGCUGCCCCUGCCUGUUUGUGUGCUGCCUGUCCGAGGAGGACAAGACCGGCCUCGCGGUGGACAAGGAGAUCGCGAGGAUCCUCAAGCAGCAGAAGAAGAAGGAGAGAAGGGAAAUUAAAAUCCUCCUGCUGGGUACUGGAGAAAGUGGAAAAACCACUUUCAUCCGGCAGAUGAGGAUCAUCCACGGACGAGGCUUCUCAGAGGAGGAGAGGAGGAGUUUUGCCAAAUGCAUCUUCCAGAACAUCCUCACAGCCAUGAAGGCCAUGACAGGAGCCAUGGCCGCGCUCAAAAUCCCCUACUUCAACCCCGAGAACGAGAUCUACGGGAAGUGGCUGCAUGACAUAAACACGGUGCAGAUCAGCCAUCUGGAGCGCGGCUACGUGGACGCCAUCCGCCGCCUCUGGGCAGACUCGGGGGUGCGGGUGUGUUACAGCCGACGCUGCGAGUACCAGCUCCUGGACUCCACUGAGUACUACAUGAAUAACCUGGACCGCAUCUCCGCCCCGGACUACAUCCCCACGGAGCAGGACGUGCUGCGGGUUCGAUUCCCCACCACGGGCAUCCACGACUACUCCUUCACCAUCAAGACCAUCACGCUAAGGAUCGUGGAUGUUGGCGGUCAGAAGUCGGAGCGCAGGAAGUGGAUUCACUGUUUUGAAAACGUCACCUCGCUCAUCUUCCUGGCGUCGCUCAGCGAGUACGACCAGGUCCUGGAGGAGAGAGAGACCAUCAACCGAAUGCACGAGAGUCUGGCUCUCUUCUACACCACCAUCCACUCGCCUUGGUUCUUCAACACCUCCAUCAUCCUCUUCCUCAACAAGACUGACAUCCUGGCUGACAAAAUCAUGACCUCUGACCUGCAGAAAUAUUUCCCCAGCUUCCCAGGCAGGAGGCACGACCCGGAUGAUGCUAAGAACUACAUCCGCAAGUUGUACGAGCAGCAGGCCAUCAACCGGGACAACAGGGACCAGUGGAAGACGCUGUACCCUCACUUCACCUGCGCCACCGACACCAACAACAUCCGCAGAGUGUUCAGCGACAUCAAGGACACGGUGCUGCUCAAAUCUCUCCGGGACUACGGGGUCAUCUGAACUCUUACACAGCUCUGGAUGAACUGGAAGAAGAAAUCUGCUGGUUCUUGACUCUGUCUGCACUAUUUUACCUUUACUGAUGAACGCCAGACUUCUUUUUCUACUUUUCUAUAACAACAACUACACUGUCGUCCAUUUUUCUAACCCCCUUCCCACAGGGUGUAUUGAAGAAUAACGAUGGAGGAGUCUUCUCUCACCUUCACCAACACACUGUAAUUGAAUGGAAAUUGGGAGAAAUAACAAUAAUGAUGUGACUUCUGAUCAGGGAGCAAAGGAAUAAACCACUUGUCUCACAGCUAGCAGCUUUCCCCCCCAAUUUCGAGUGUUUGGAACAUGCAGUGACUCCAUAAUUGAAGCAGGAGCAGAGAUGCAGUGAGGUGUUGUGCGGCCACUAACGGAGUAAUAACUUUUCCAAGUGGAGAUGGGGGCCAUGCAGCUUCAGGUUCAAGCACAAACUGUAAUCGCACAAACUGUUUCUAUGAGUUGAAAUCCACGGUAUCUUUUAUUAUCAGACUACCUAAAUCGGGGAUUUUCUCUCAUUGAUUAACGUCACCUCAGAGUCUUCGAUUGUUUCACAAACACUCCUGACAGAGAGCCAAAAUCCCUAUUGAUUACAGUUAAUCUCACACUGGCAGUGUUCCUAUCUGUUCAGCACCGUCUCCCUCAAUUAUUAUGAGCAGAAAGUUUGUGUUACCACCUGGUGAGUCCCUCUCAUGGUGCCAUAUCAGAAGUAUGAAAUAACAUCCCCUGAAUCAAAAUGCAUCUGACUGCACAAGGACUUCCUGGUAUUACUGGCAUACCGCAUUUCACAUGCUAUGUUUUGGGAAAUCAUUUAUAUUUUCUCGCAUACUUAAUAGUAUGGUAGUAUGGGUAUUGGAAAGCUUUUUUACAUUAGGCUAUGUAGGUAGGAGAUUCACUUGGUUGGAAAUGGUGAAACAUUUGUGCCAUUGAAUUUCAAAAUAAAGGCGCAUCUUAAAGAUGAUUUUAGAUCCUUGAUCAUGGAAAUAUAUGGUUUACACAUCCAUAGCGAUGGGUUGUUACACUGCUAAGAUAAACAACAAGAGAAUCACAAUAGAGUAUUCAAUUAAAAGAAAACUAAUUUGAAUUUUGAGUUCUUAGUCAAACACCUAUUCAGCUGAAUGUGAUAGGUAGAUCUACCGGUUGUUGGUGUUGACUCAACACACUGCAGAUUGUUUAAUGUUUAACAAGUUUUGAGAGAAAAACACUGAUGGAGUAAUGGCUUGUUAACAGUCUCCAAAAUGUUCAUCAUUGCUGUGUGGGAAGAAAUAUUCAUGAAGGAGGACAAGAGUGUGGUUUUGGUUGGAAACACUGCAGAAAAAACAUUUUAGGGUGCCUUUAAUCAAUGUUUUUAGGAUAAACAGUGGAUCAGUUGACUUCUUGUAUGAGACAGUACCAUCUCUACAUUGUUAGCCAUUUUUAGCUCUCCACUUCAAUUUGUGUUUUGUUCACUCUCUCCGCCUUCGUAGCGUUUUUUCCAGACGCAACAGGCAGCUUUUGAGCACAAAAGAUUUAAUAAAAAACACUGUUCAUCACCUGCCAAGCCUUAAACAGCAGAGAGUUAGCAACUAGCUGUGAUUAUGGUGGAACAUUGAGCAGCUAGAGAGCAAUGUAUUCUCUGCAGGAGCUGGUGGAGAACAAAUACAGAGCUGAAAGGAGAGUCAAUAUCGCUAGGAUGAGAGCCAAAUAAAUGCUCAUGUUGCUAAAUAACUGCUGGAUUUGAAAAUAAGCCACUGUUUGCACACCAGAUUAAGUUACAUCUGGUCAUACAGUAGUCUCUGAAAUGUGCCUCUUUUGUACUUUUAAACAUACAGCAAUAAAGCCAACAGCAGAUUUUGCACCUCUCAAUGCAAUAAACACACUUUAUUAAAAUCAAUAGCAGACAUUUGAGCACCAAUCACAGUUAGAGUCUGACAGGUUGGAAAAGGUCACGAGGGAAGGAACGGAGCACUGUUUGAAAAAAACGAUUUUUGGGCGAGUUCAUAUCAGAGACGGUGGAAAAGCUGGGUGAAGAAUAUUAAUAUGAGGUCGCAGUGAGAAAUACGUGCGUCUUAUUUAUAUAAUUGUGUGGAAAAGGGGGAUUUAAACAUGUUUUUGAUUAGAAGCGAGAGCUCUAGUGAGCAUUAAGUAAAAAAAGACAAUGAAAUUAUUUAAAUAACUGACCAUGUGUUUAAGUAGUUUUGGCUGCUCUUUUGUUAAAUGUAUAUAGAGUUUAUACUGCUACAGUUGUAUUGUACAUUUACCAAUGACUACUAUUUGAUUGAGUUUUAUCUGCUGUUUUUUAAACACUGUUUACCCACAGCACACACUGUGAUUGUAGUGAAAUACUUUUUCUGCAUUGGGAGAUGACCUGUCGUACGGUGACAGUGGAUUUAUUUUGUGUAGACUCGGGUGGAGGAAGUGGGCAAAUACCUUUUUCUAGUUAACAAUAAAAAACUUGGAACACACAC
Trematomus bernacchii (emerald rockcod) is the source of this 3861-nucleotide messenger RNA. Its product is annotated as guanine nucleotide-binding protein subunit alpha-11-like. NCBI's taxonomy places the organism in Eukaryota, Metazoa, Chordata, Actinopteri, Perciformes, Nototheniidae. The coding region runs from base 284 to 1393 and encodes 369 amino acids. Gene Ontology annotation, molecular function: guanyl nucleotide binding; G-protein beta/gamma-subunit complex binding; GTPase activity. The transcript is spliced from 8 exons. Gene Ontology annotation, biological process: action potential; adenylate cyclase-modulating G protein-coupled receptor signaling pathway; phospholipase C-activating dopamine receptor signaling pathway. The record is from RefSeq and is a predicted model, not a curated record. Gene Ontology annotation, cellular component: heterotrimeric G-protein complex.